This is a messenger RNA of Anopheles nili, 2211 nucleotides long. It is a transcript of the gene Sms, whose product is annotated as spermine synthase. Gene Ontology annotation, molecular function: spermine synthase activity. Gene Ontology annotation, biological process: spermine biosynthetic process. The transcript is spliced from 5 exons. NCBI's taxonomy places the organism in Eukaryota, Metazoa, Arthropoda, Insecta, Diptera, Culicidae. Bases 86 to 1213 code for a protein of 375 amino acids. The record is from RefSeq and is a predicted model, not a curated record.
AACAAUUUAGUGCUGCGGCCGUGGAAAUUGUUCGAGUGUUUGUGGUGAUCUAGAAAGGACUGUGAAAACGGUUGUCCCUUGCAUCAUGUCCGCCAACUCGAUUUUGCUGGAUUUUUCCCUGGACCCCGCCCGGAUUAUCGACGAAGUUUCCCGCAAGGAUAUUGUGCGGAUGUGCAAAGAGAAUCUGGAGAAAUAUCUCACUGCACUGAAAAUCUGUUACGACAUGCUCACGGCCGAUGGUUAUCUGUGCAUCCUCAACGAAACCGGCACCGGUACUAUCGUAACGAUCCGGUUCUUUGAACAAGGCCUGAUAACGAUCAACGUCGAAUACUACCGGAAGGAUGGCGAUGAACCGAAGAUAUCCUUUGAUAACAUGAAAACGCUAGAGAACGGUUUACGCAUCAGAUUAGAGGCAAAACGGUCCAAGCACCUUCCACCAAUAAAACGAGGCAGUAACGUUGACGUUUACUUAACAAGCUCAGACGAGCGUGUCAUCGAGUACGACAUCGAUAGGGUGCUUUUCGAUAAGCGUUCCGAUUUCCAGAAGAUCCAAAUCGUGCACUCCAAAAGCCUCGGCAAUAUGCUAGUGCUGGAUGAAUUGCAAAAUAUUGCCGAAGCGGAUCUUAUCUACACCGAAACGCUGAUGUGUCGCGGUGCUGAAAAUUAUGCCGGCAAAGAGAUCUGCAUUCUUGGCGGUGGCGAUGGAGCUCUGUUGUACGAGCUGCUAAAGGAAGGCCCGAAACACGUGGUCAUGCUUGAAAUCGACGAAAUAGUCAUGCAGGCAUGCAAUAAGUACAUGAACUCAAUUUGUGGCGAUGUACUGGAGAAACGUACGGAUGAGAACUACGAGAUCAUUGUCGGGGAUUGCAUGGUUUACCUGAACAAGUACAUCAAAGAGGAGCGCAAGUUCGAUUACGUAUUCGGUGACUUGACUGACAUUCCGAUCUCCGACACCCCAACUGGUGAAAUAUGGGACUUUAUUCGGUUGAUCCUGGAAUGCUCCUUUCAGGUGCUGAAGCCGGAUGGAAAGUUUAUGACCCAUGGAAAUGGUGUCAGCUGCCCGGAGUCACUCCGCAUGUACGAAGACCAGCUGGCAAAGCUAACGCCAAAGGUAUCGUUCACCAAAAGCACGGCUUUUGUGCCAUCGUUUAUGGAGGAGUGGGUUUUCUAUCAGGUACAGCGUGAGGUCGCUAACGCCACCGAAAGCGUUUGACUUUGUUCCUUCACUACCAACGCCACCGGUUGUGAUCGAACGUUGCAAUCGUUGACAGCGACAGCACGUGGCGUGUUCCUUCCGCAAGCAAUGGUUCGGUCAAGCAUUAUUACGUCUAGCACCAAAAGCGUGAAAUUACGAUAGCAGCACAAUUACGAAAAGACAGGCCAAAACGGCGCUAGGUUUACAUUACGAAACUACUUGAAUACAAAGAAAUACAGGUUAGCUAGAAAGGAAACUAUACGCUCGAAAUGGAAAGCAAUGCUUAACCAAAGUUUGCCCAGAGAGAUAAACCAAGGAGAAAACCAAGAGAUGAUAGUGUAGAAGUAACUUCCAUCUUCCCAUCUUCCUCCUGCAUUCACUUAGACAGUGAUAGCAAGCUUAAUAGUUAAAAAUUGACAAUUAUAGUCCUUUUUGCCAGUAGCGAAUAGCGCGAUUAUCUAGUAAUCUCAAGUCACUGCUCCGGAGAAGCGGAACCUUUGCGCGUAGUGUAACUGAUGUCAUAUUAAUUUAUAAUUCAUCAAUCACGAUCUGAACGUGACUUGUAUUGUUAUAUUCUUCCGUACGCCACGCGUACACGCGUAUCGCAAGGCAGAUACCGUACUAGUGUAUGCACAAUUUGUAGACUCUUAUUUUUGCUUCGAACAUCAUCCUUAACCAACUAUCGAAUUACGCGAGGCAUAUAGUCGUUGGGUGUUUACGCGUUGUUGGUUACAUGCUUGCGGCAUGAUGAGCGCUAGUUUUAGUUUAGAUACGUGUUUUUUUUUCUUUAGUUUAUUUUAAUGUUGACUUUUCAGUUUAAUGUACUUACGGAUCGAAUGAUGAUCAUGUUGCUACACGCUGCUUGGUAGGAUGCGAAAUGAAAGCGUUUGAAUAGUGUACUAGCCGUGACAACUAUUUAACGUAGAUGCGAAACAUAGAAAGUUGCUCGAACAAAUUGCCAUUAAUAAAAUCUAAAAGAAUUGUCGAAAAGCGGAUUGUGUGUUGUUAGCAUUGAU